CCAAAGUGCAGAGCCCUUGUGUCUGAGUAAAAUAUGAUGGUCUUCAACAAAUUUUCUCCUAGCAAGUCGAUUAGAAUACUAAACUGUCAAGUAAAGUUUUCCAACAACUAAAUAUAUAUAUUGCAUAGUUGGAGUAGGUAAAUGUCCAUUUUACUCAAAAGUAUAACUCAACCAUAAUCCAUUAAUCUUCAUCUCAAGCAUAUUCAUUUUCACCGGAUUAGAAAAAAAUUUGAAGACAGAAAUGGCUGAGUUCUUAGGGAAAGCUGUCACCUUCGUUGAAGAGACGGCAACAGUUACCAUCAUGACGCCGGUGAAUCUUAUAGGAGAGACGGCAACACAAACCGUCACGACUGCACAGACGGUAACACAAACCAUCAUGAGGCCUGUCAAUUUUAUUGGAGAGACGGUAACACAUACCGUCAUGACACCGGUGAAUUUCAUCGAAGGUAUAGUAGCACAAGCUGUAAAGAAACCAGAAGCAACAGUGCAUGAUGUAACUGUCAAGAGUAUUAGCUUUGAUUCAGUUACGUUUCUUGCUAAAGUUUCUGUAAGCAAUCCAUAUGUCACACCUAUUCCUAUCGGCGAGGUUAACUACAUCCUCAAGAGCGGUGACAGUAUUAUGGCGUCGGGGAAAAUACCGGAUCCAGGAUUGCUGAUGCCAAUGAGCUUGACGUUGCUUGUGAUCGAAGUGAAAGUUCCGUACAGUGUUGUGUAUACUCUACUGCGCGAUGUGAGCACCGGAUGGGCUAUUCCUUAUGAAUUGCAACUUUGUUUUACUUUUAAAAUUCCUGUGAUAGGAGAUAUAACAAUCCCAAUCACAGAAAAAGGAGAACUCAAACUCCCUACCAUCUCCGAAGUCUUGCAUGGCAGCAAAAAGGAAGACAAAAGUUGGUUCUCUCUCAAAAAUUGGAUGUGAGAAAACUGUAUUGUAAUCUUACUUUGUGUUGCUCUUUGUUCUUCAAAGUAUAAUAAAGAAACUCCAUUUCAGUGAA
Messenger RNA from Papaver somniferum (opium poppy), 992 nucleotides. Its product is annotated as desiccation protectant protein Lea14 homolog. The coding region runs from base 242 to 916 and encodes 224 amino acids. The record is from RefSeq and is a predicted model, not a curated record. Gene Ontology annotation, cellular component: cytosol. The transcript has 2 exons. Gene Ontology annotation, biological process: response to desiccation. NCBI's taxonomy places the organism in Eukaryota, Viridiplantae, Streptophyta, Magnoliopsida, Ranunculales, Papaveraceae.